Olea europaea var. sylvestris is the source of this 471-nucleotide messenger RNA. RefSeq lists its product as uncharacterized. Bases 1 to 471 code for a protein of 156 amino acids. The transcript is spliced from 2 exons. Gene Ontology annotation, molecular function: nucleic acid binding. NCBI's taxonomy places the organism in Eukaryota, Viridiplantae, Streptophyta, Magnoliopsida, Lamiales, Oleaceae. Gene Ontology annotation, biological process: DNA integration. The record is from RefSeq and is a predicted model, not a curated record.
AUGGUAAUUGGGUUCUUGAAGAAAUACAUCUUCACCAGAUAUGGCACGUCGCGGGCAAUAAUCAGUGAUGGGGGCAAACAUUUUUUUCUAACCCCAUAUCAUCCACAAACUUGCGGGCAAGUUGAAGUGUCCAAUUGGCAGCUGAAGAGAAUAUUAGAGGCCACAGUAAAUUCAUCCCCAAAAGACUGGUUAAAAAAGUUGGACGAUACAUUGUGGGCAUAUAGGACAGCAUUCAAGACACCAAUAGGCAUGUCUCCAUUCCACCUAAUCUUUGAAAAAGCAUGCCACCUUCCACUAGAAAUAGAACACCGGGCAUACUGGGCAAUGAAACGAUUGAACAUGAAUUUGAAAGCCACCGAUGAAAAGCAUUUAUUGCAACUCAAUGAGUUAGAUGAAUUAAGAAUGGAAGCAUAUGAAAAUUCAAAGCUUAUCAAAGAACGCACCAAAAGGUGGUAUGAUCUACACAUUUAG